Talaromyces proteolyticus is the source of this 1080-nucleotide messenger RNA. RefSeq lists its product as uncharacterized. Gene Ontology annotation, biological process: adenylate cyclase-activating G protein-coupled receptor signaling pathway. The record is from RefSeq and is a predicted model, not a curated record. Gene Ontology annotation, cellular component: plasma membrane. Bases 1 to 1080 code for a protein of 359 amino acids. Gene Ontology annotation, molecular function: G protein-coupled receptor activity. The transcript is spliced from 7 exons. Lineage: Eukaryota; Fungi; Ascomycota; Eurotiomycetes; Eurotiales; Trichocomaceae.
AUGCCAGCCCUAUCAGCACCGGGUUCAGUAACGGGAGAGGACAUCUUGUCGGAUGUCAUACUGGUUGUCUCCAUUUUAUCUGCCCUUGGAGCAGCAUGGAUGAUAAUGGGCUUUAUUGUUGGGCAUCUCUCGUGUGCGAAUGUUAAAUCCUUGAGGGAUAACUCACUGAUAUUUGGUUGGAUUUCAAGCUUAUCCCGUCAUUGCGAACAUUUCGACAUCAGCCUUGGUAUAAGCGAUUUUGUGAUGGCCCUGAACUUCAUGUUGUCGACAAGUAUGAACCUCUCUGGCAGAAAAAUUUGGUCAGAGUCUCUACAGGACUUCUGUAGUUUUAACGGCUUCAUGACGCAAGUCUUUGUGAUACAAACUGACUACUGGAUUCUGAACAUUGCGAUUUGCACCUAUAGCAUUCUCGCAGAACAUAAACGUUUUUUUGCAUGGUUACAGGACCAUCCUUUUGUUGUAGGUCUGUGGCCCUGGGUGUUAUCGAUUAUCUGGGCUGUACUUGGCCUGGUAUUGGCGGGUUACCAAAACAUUGGAGCUUGGUGCUGGUUUGCCAGCGAUCGCACACGGCUGCUCGUUAAUUUUGUUCCCAGAUGGAUUAUAAUAUUCGUGAUCAUCGCGUUGUACCUCCGCCUCAGCUACAACCUCCGCCAAAUCCGAAGACAGUUGGAAAGUUCAGAAGAAGACACAACUAUCAUAUUAUCAGGAUGUCGAAUUGACCAUCACAGUAAUUCCGAGCAGACCAUUGUGCAGUCGGGAUCAUGUGGCCAUGCGUCAAACUCGAAAACAGAAAUUGGUAAUGCCCUUCGUCAUAGGCGACAGUCUUCAAAAUUGAAGAAGGUUUCAAUAAGGAUGAUGAUGUAUCCAAUAGUUUACAUGCUGAUUUGGACCAUCCCUACUGCCAUUCGUAUCUAUCAAGGGACGACAGGAAAGUCGACUUCACUCGCUGUUAAUUGCAUAGACAAGUCAUGCAUUGCUAUUCAAGGAGUAGCAGAUGCUAUUAUCUAUGGUCUCAACGAGCGAACAUGGAAUGAGUGGAGGAAACAUAUUUUCCUGCAAGAGCGGAGGCUACGCUCAUAA